This is a messenger RNA of Daucus carota subsp. sativus, 1164 nucleotides long. RefSeq names its product heavy metal-associated isoprenylated plant protein 7. NCBI's taxonomy places the organism in Eukaryota, Viridiplantae, Streptophyta, Magnoliopsida, Apiales, Apiaceae. Gene Ontology annotation, molecular function: metal ion binding. The record is from RefSeq and is a predicted model, not a curated record. The transcript is spliced from 5 exons. The coding region runs from base 239 to 1036 and encodes 265 amino acids.
ACAGUACCAUUCCCAAAAUAAUUGGCAGCCGACUCUGCAGCUGUGGACCCUCUCACAUAUACUAGUAUUAUUCACCUCAGAUUUCCAACUUCACCUCACUCUUUAAAUCUUCUCAUCCUUCUUUACUCCCACUAGAGAGUCCUGCUAUCAAAACUUUGUUUAUAAACCACCAAGAGAGCUUUGCAUAUACACUUAGAUUCACUCAGUAUCUCACAACUGUUCUUUCACAAGCUCAUAUAUGGGUGAAGACAAGAAAGAGGAGGAGAAAAAGGAGGAAGAAAAGAAAGAAGAAGCAGGUGGUGCUGGUGAAGAGAAGAAAGAGGAAGAAAACAAGGAAGAUGAGCCUCUUGUCCUCAAGGUUGAAAUGCACUGUGGAGCUUGUGCUAAGAAGGUUGCCAAAUCUUUAAAAGGAUUUCAAGGUGUGGAGGAAGUGAUGGCAGAUUGCAAGGGGAGUAAAGUGGUAGUGAAGGGGAAAGCAGUAGAUGCAGUUAAAGUGUGUGAGAGGAUUCAAAAGAAAAGUGGCCGCAAAGUGGAGAUAAUUUCCCCCUUGCCAAAGCCCCCGGAAGAGAACAAGGAAGAACCUAAAGAAGAGCCACCAAAAGAAGAGAAGAAAGAUGAGCCUCCUCCGGUUAUCACCUUGGUGCUAAAAAUAGGAAUGCAUUGUGAAGCAUGUGCUCAGCUUUUGCAGAAGCGAAUUCGGAAGAUUAAAGGUGUUGAGUCGGUGACGACAGACUUAGCAAAUGAUCAAGUAACUGUGAAAGGUGUUCUUGAUCCGGAAAAGUUAGUGAAUGAUGUGUACAAGAAAACCAGGAAGCAAGCAAGCGUGGUGAAGGACGAAGAGAAAAAGGAGGAAGAAAAGAAAGAGGAAGAGAAGAAAGAAGAAUCUAAAGAAGCGGAAGAAGCCAAGGAAGAUGAAGAUGAUAAAGCAAUGGAAAUGAAGAGGAGUGAAUAUUAUGGUCCCAAGUACUACACUGAGUAUUCUUCUGCCCCUGAAUUGUUCAGUGAUGAGAAUCCAAAUGCUUGCUCUGUUAUGUAGCCAUUCAUCAUAAGGCAAUUUUUCACUGCUUUAAUAGUCGAUAAUAAGUUUUUGACACCUAUGUCACAUAUGAGACUUAAUGCAAUCUUGUAGUUGCGAUAACAAUGUUAAUGUGCAAGUUCAAAUGA